AUGAUUGAAUUCUCCUCUGGAUUCGAACAACCAAGCCCUCCUGUGAUACAGGCUGAGUACCAGACUAACUUCAUCCAGCAUAAGUGGAAUCAAAACCUGUCGCACAUCACCACUGGCUACAUCUAUAACUCGCCGUCUCAGCAAUUUGUACGUGUUGAUGAAGCCUAUGAUGGUAGCAUGGCAUCGUCUCUCUUCAACUACGCCAAUGCUACCGAGGAAGGUUUGGUCGACAACACUUUGACCACCUUUGACCACGAUUCAAACAACUCGACUAUAUGGAGGGGAUUUGUCAACUCAAACUUCCCUUUGUUUCCCAAAGAUAUCCUAGUCAACAACAGUGCUGUCUUUGGCGGACUGGUUCGACGACAAUUCAAUGAUAACCUCGUUGCAGCUUGGAACAUCAUGUAUCAGGGAGUGAUUCCUGUCACAGUCUAUGUGAGCAAUUGCAAUGUCAUGGUUGGGUACGACUACUUCUCCACUGGACUGCGUACCAGAGUUAUCACUGAAUACUUCAAUAUUCAAACCUAG
Penicillium brevicompactum is the source of this 528-nucleotide messenger RNA. RefSeq lists its product as uncharacterized. The coding region runs from base 1 to 528 and encodes 175 amino acids. Lineage: Eukaryota; Fungi; Ascomycota; Eurotiomycetes; Eurotiales; Aspergillaceae. The record is from RefSeq and is a predicted model, not a curated record. The transcript is spliced from 3 exons.